UUUUGGGGCGUUUAGACUGUAUAGCGUACUACUAUAUUAGCUACAGUGGUAGCAGCCAUACCCGUCAGUUGGCUCUGCGCCUCCAUCGUUCACUGGUCUACAGUUUUGAGCUCUCCCCCCCGUCCCUGUUUUUUGGUUAUUUUUUGCUAUCGUGCUGGGAUAUUUAUCAAGUUCUACGUGACUUAGAAGCAGAAACAAUACGCGCUUGAUGUAAUGUUAAUUGAAAGCUGAAAGCAGGAGAUCCACCAUUAUCAGUCAAGUCGUCGACGAAGCCAUGACGAAUACAUCGCAGCUGUCGUUCCGGGGCGUUAGGGCUUCCAAAUUUCGCCACGUCUACGGUCAGACUGCGCGUAAAGACAAGUGUUAUGAGAACGUGAAAAUCACCAAAGACGCCCACGAUUCCAAUUGCUGCGCCGCUAAUCCGAAAUUCUUGGCCAUCAUUACGGAAGUGGCCGGAGGUGGAGCCUUUAUCGUUUUGCCGCUAGAAAAAACGGGCCGCUUGGAUCUUAACGUUGGCAAAGUGACAGGUCACGCCGGACCUGUCCUCGACAUCAAAUGGAAUCCGUUUAACGACAAUGUUAUCGCUUCAGCAUCUGAAGAUUGUACCGUCAAACUGUGGCACAUACCCGAUGGUGGAUUCACGGAAAAUGUCCAGCAAUGGCUAGUGGAACUCCGUGGCCACAAGCGGCGCUGCACCUACAUCGAGUGGCAUCCAACGGCGGAUAAUGUCCUCCUCAGCGCCGGUUCGGAUCACCUGAUUUUCGUCUGGAACGUUGGCACGAGUACGCCUAUCAACAUAAUCAAGUGUCAUCCGGAUGUCAUCUAUUCCAUGUCGUUCAACCGCGACGGCUCUCUACUGGCCACCACCUGCAAAGACAAGCAGUUACGCAUCUUGGAUCCGAGAACAGGUCGGGUGAUUAAGGAGGGCAUCUGCCACGUCGGCAGUAAAUCCAGCAAAGUGGUCUACUUGGGAGACACGGGUCGGCUCUUCACAACAGGAUUUUCUCGCCAAUCGGAUCGCCAAUACGCUUUAUGGUCGCAAGACGAUCUGAGCACGCCCCUGCGCUGUGAAAUGAUCGAUUCUUCGUCGGGGAUUUUGAUUCCUUAUUAUGAUCCGGAUACUCGGAUGAUAUACGUAGCCGGCAAAGGCGACGGAAACAUUCGCUACUAUGAAAUAGUAGACGAGGAGCCGUGGAUCCAUUAUUUGACGCAAUUCCUAUCCGGUUCGCCACAGCGCGGCCUUGGCUACAUGCCGAAACGGGGCGUUCAAACGCAACUCUGUGAGACAUUUCGCUUCUAUAAAUUGCAUGCCACCCGAGGGUUAUGCGAGCCCAUCAGUAUGAUUGUACCGCGCAAAAGCGAGACUUACCAAGACGACCUCUAUCCUGACACGGCAGCGCCCACUCCUGCCCUCACGGCUGAAGAAUGGAUUAAAGGCAUCAAUCGCGACCCGGUUCUCAUGUCUAUGAAAACAGGAUCGGUCCUACCGCAUGCAGUCAGGACAUUCAAGCCGGUUCGCUACGAUCCGGUGGAGCGCAAACUGCAGACUUCGGACAAAAAUAAUGACAAGAAGUUUGCUUUCAUCACGCAAGAAACGGUCGUCGACUAUCGACCUGUGGAGCGCGCAGAAUCUGGUUUCCACGACAUGAAUCCGUCGACGGACGAGGAUGAAAUGGCCUCGUCCGAUUCGCACGAAAAUGACGAGGACGACGACGACGAGGAUGAUAGUGAUCCGACGGCUCAACGCGAGAGGAUCCGUCGAAAUCACGUCUGGGCCAUCAUCAGCUUGCUGGAAGAGCAGGCCAAAGGACCCUAUCAUUUGAUGAUGCGAGCAGCAGACGCCAAGGCGGCAAAGACCUCUUGCAAUUUGGGCACAAAGUUCCAACAAACUCAACAAAUGUGGUCACGACCGACGCGCUCCAUGACUCAGUUGAACAUGGUCUCGCCUACUAAUGGAAUUCACAAAGCCAAUAGCAUCGGUAUUGGGAGCAUUGGGAGCAUUGGGGCGACGAACCAGCGUGCUAUUUCCGGAAGUGCUUUCAUAACAUCGGAGAAAGCUAUCGAAAUCAUCGACGCUCCUCUUCAAGGAACUGAAUUAAGGCGGGCAUACGAUGCCCAGGGAGAAGAAAUCCGGCGCUUGAAGCAGCAACUGGUACUCAAAGACCGUCGCAUACACGAGCUGGAGGAGCAACUUCAGCGCUUCAAAAUGUCUUUUAUCACCGAUUCAACAGCGUGAUUGCAGCUGGCAAGCAUCACGUCCUUGCCUACGAAUUGCGGAAGAAACGACUGAUAGAAGAAGUCCCGUCACUUUUGUGAUCGGUGUAAAUAUUAAUAGAGUCUGUCAGCAGACGUUUUAUUUUCGUUUAAAACUUGUGUUUCUGACUAUUGGCGAUAAUGCUUCACUUGUGAAGAGAGCGAUGAAGUAGGUUCAACUGGCCAAUGUCUCGCUUAUCUAUUCAAUCUAGAAGUGUUUGCUGGUCGAAUGCCAGUUCGUGCGUUUGCUGCUUUCCCUUCUUUUUUUAUUAUUAUAAUAAUUUUUUUUUUUUUUCCUUAUUUUUUCUUUGAGUAUAUUUUUUUAUGUUCUGCCUCACCGGAAUUGACUCGGAACUUUUUCAUUUGCCCGAAACCGUUAAAGAAGUUUUUUUUUUUUUUUCCUUUCCAUUUUGUUCUCCAUUUGCUCUGCCUCGCCUGGCUAGGAUUGUGUAAAAAAAAAAAAUGUUUUUUUUCUUUCUUUCUUAUAAAUAUAUACAUAUGACAACAUAAA
Daphnia magna is the source of this 2764-nucleotide messenger RNA. RefSeq names its product coronin-2B. Gene Ontology annotation, biological process: actin filament organization. The transcript is spliced from 8 exons. Lineage: Eukaryota; Metazoa; Arthropoda; Branchiopoda; Diplostraca; Daphniidae. The record is from RefSeq and is a predicted model, not a curated record. Bases 275 to 2236 code for a protein of 653 amino acids. Gene Ontology annotation, molecular function: actin filament binding.